This is a messenger RNA of Camellia sinensis, 3073 nucleotides long. The record is from RefSeq and is a predicted model, not a curated record. Lineage: Eukaryota; Viridiplantae; Streptophyta; Magnoliopsida; Ericales; Theaceae.
UGUGUGCAUUUUAUCCUUUGAAUUCUUUGUGGAUAAGUUUAGAAUCCCCAUUUUUACAAUUCUAUUCAUAAGGGUGUUAUUUGAAUAGACUAUGCGACAUACCUAAAAAAAUUUAUUCAGAGAAGUACUCAGAAAAUUACACCAAUGGAUCACAUUCAUUCUGGUUUAGGAUAAUUUUUUACGUACAAAUUAUGGGUACAUAUCAUCUUUGUACAAAUUCUGGGUACAUAUCAUCUUUGUAUUUGAUUGAAGAAACAGUGAAAUUCACACUAGAGAAACAUGGAAGAUUGGAUAUCAUGUUCAGCAAUGCUGGAAUCAUAGGCCCAUUGACUGGGAUACUAGACCUCGACAUUGAAGGCCUUGACAACACUAUGGCUACAAAUGUUCGUGGCGUUGCUUCGACAAUUAAACACGCAGCUCGUGCAAUGGUGGCUAAAGAAAUACGCGGAUCGAUUAUAUGCACUACUAGUGUUGCAGCUUGUCUUGGAGGAACAGGGCCACAUGCCUAUAUUGCAUCCAAACACGCCCUAGUAGGGCUAGUUCGAUCAGCUUGCAGAGAGCUUGGGCAUCAUGGAAUUAGAGUCAAUUGUGUUUCUCCGUUUGGCAUUGCCACGCCUCUUUCAUGCAAGGCCUACAAUCUGGAACCGAGUGAGGUUGAAGCUAAUAGUUGUGUCUUGGCUAACUUGAAGGGGAUUGUGUUGAAGGCUAGGCAUAUUGCUGAGGCUGCUCUGUUUCUAGCUUCAGACGAAUCGCCUUCUCCUUUCUGAACAGAUCUGAUGCUUGAUUGACAUGCCACUCACCUUUUGGGAGGCAAGUUUGGCUCCUUCAAAUGUCGAACCUGUUGCUCAACACCCAAGCUGAAAGGCAGAUGCAUGCCAUUUUGGAACUGCAAGAUAUGACUAGCUCGAAAUCAUAUUUAACAUGAACAUAAUAAGAGCACAAUUGGGUGAGUAUUACUGGCUCUCUUAGUAAGUUCAUUACCUGAUUUGUGCACCCCACUGCCAAGAAUUGCUGCUUUCGAAUAUUUUCCUGUCAAAAGUAGAUGUCAUUACAACAAGAUAAAACUUCAAAAGAUUGAUAAGAGAUAUCACUGAGUUCAAAAUGUUGAUGCAUUUCAAGUGGAGAUUAUUAUUUCAACUAAGUAGCUCAGAUUAGACUACGUCGAAUACAGUCAAUAUAUGUAGUUUUCAAAUUUUCUCCCUCCAUUCUAUAAUCUGAAAUAGAGUUAUUCGAAUUAAUGUAUCCUACACACAUGCUUUUCUUUACAAAUCAAGUUGAAAACUUUGGAGCCACACCCUGCAUAAUUGGGGGGGAAUACUUUGUUAAUCACAUGCUUGGAUGCCAUUAUACCCCAAUCUUUGCAAAAAAUAGAGAAGGAACAAUGCUUCUAAUUACAUAUACCUCUUUUACAUCGUGUGUACAUGGUUGUCCCUCAUUUUGUUGGGGCCUUUUAACCAACUUGUAAUAAAAGUUAAUAAAAUCUUUGCUUUUGUACCUUUGUGGCUAUUUUUACCUUUCAUGUACUCUUAUUUUGUUUUGAAUGCAGUAGAUAUUUAUAGAUUAUUAUGUCCUUACUCUUAUGUUUGUAGUUUUUUUAUAGAUAUUAUCUAUGAGUUCUAGCUCUGACCAUUCUUCUGGUGAAAGUGAGCAAUCAAGCUCUAGUAGUUCUAGUUCAGAUGAGACUCAGACCACACUCAAGACGAAAGUCAUACCCGAUCCACCGGCAUCAUGGCAUCCACUAGGCAGUCUUCCUACCACAUCACGUAGCGGUAGUACAUCACAUGGCUCUGUUUCAGCUGGUAUGUAUGAACUUUGCUUGAUAUUUUCCACUUGAGCAGGUAACUAUAGUUGCAUGAAUGAUGAAUUAGUGUACCCUUGGUAUGAUCUUUUAGAUAACUAUCGCAAUAUGUGCCUACUUCUAGUUAUAUAUAAUAUCCGCACUGUACACAUGCAAUUUGUUUUUGCUCAGAUGAAUAAAAAUCUUGAAGUGAACAUUGUCAAAUUCAAUAAUACCCCAUGUAAGUCCAGAGGCUUUGCAUUUGCUUCAUCUCUAAUUUUUAGCCCUCUCUUGUGCACUUUGUGGAGAUGUCUCAAUUUGGUGCUCUGUUGGGUUAUGAUUAGGAAUAGAAUAGAAAUGUAAUUCACCCGGUUUAGUAGAAUUUUGAGAAUCUCUUUUUAAUUUUUUUUCUCAAAUAAAUUUAAUUAGUUUGACAACAAUAAUUCUUAAAAUAUAUCUUUAAAAAUUAUUUUCUUAAAAUUAUUAUGUCACUAACACAGUCAACAAUAAUGACUGUGUGCCCAUCAUCCAGCAGAUGGACUUUUUCUUGCCCCACUUGCAUAGCACUGUUCUUAAGUUUUGAAAAUUACUUUUUCUUGCCCCACUUGCAUGAAAACAUGUUCAUGAAAAUUACUUGAGAGCUUCUGGUCAUCAUGGUUGUUGAGGGAACCAGCUCACUGUAAUAAUGAAAGUCCUUUGCUGGUGGAUAUACACUUAUAUGCUUGUAUGUUUGUUCUAUUUUAACUUUCUCAUCUUCACCUCAGGUGUGCUGAUAAUAUGCUUCUUUGACACACGCUGCAGCGUGAUUUCUAACUCGCUAGCAAUGGUAAACAUUUACUAUACUUGUGUACGUGUAUUUCUGAUCACUUUGCUGUAAUAAUAUUCAGUUCUGUCAAUCAUUCAGUGCAUAGAAACUGAUAUGUAGACAAUUGGCCUCAUUUGGAUCCUUUUUUCUAAAUGAAUAAUUUUGACCUUUUCAUCAUUAACAGGAAGAGGCUACCAAAAGCAAGUCUGCAGGAAAGGCAUAGUACCAGACUAUGAUCUCCGACAGCGAUUACACCGAGUUUGAAAACUUCUCAAAGUGGUUGGGAGUCUCCCAGUGAGAUUUUUCUGUCUUUGAGUUUUGUCUUGGUAUAAUAUCUUUAUCUAAUUGUUUUGUUUCAAGAGGAGUUAAUUUACUUUUUGUGGCAGUUUUGAGACAAGAUUUGAGUUUGGUGGGUUAUGUUUUAUGACAAGAUGGAUGGAUUUUCAUUUUAGCAGAUCUGGAAUCAAAAUUUUACAAAUUGUAGUCUCUUA